This is a messenger RNA of Pundamilia nyererei, 647 nucleotides long. RefSeq names its product cytochrome c oxidase assembly factor 4 homolog (gene coa4). The transcript is spliced from 2 exons. The record is from RefSeq and is a predicted model, not a curated record. Gene Ontology annotation, biological process: mitochondrial respiratory chain complex IV assembly. The coding region runs from base 199 to 444 and encodes 81 amino acids. NCBI's taxonomy places the organism in Eukaryota, Metazoa, Chordata, Actinopteri, Cichliformes, Cichlidae. Gene Ontology annotation, cellular component: mitochondrial intermembrane space.
CAAAGUCACCAGCGACGGAAGUACUUUACUGAUACACUUUCGUCCGUCACUGAAAUGUUACCCCCUGCAGCGUCCGUGCAGGUUGGUUGUAAAAAGCCUGAAGUUAUGAAGAUUAGGACAAAAGUGCCUCGAUAGAGACAUUCGCCGAGAGACAAUUAAUAGCAGUGUGACUGAGUCAGGACGUUGUAUUCACACAGGAUGGCUUCACCUCAUGACCGCAGCCGGAAAGAUGACGAGGAUGACCCUGUUGAACAGAUGAUAUCGCGCACUGGCUGCGCUGAGCUUCACUACGCCAUCCAGGAAUGCAUGGCUGAACAUCAGGACUGGCGAGCAUGUCAAAGCCAAGUUCAGACGUUCAAAGACUGCAUGAUGAAUUUCCAAAAGGCCCGAAAAGAACAGCUGAGGCAGCAUCAGCCGCCCUCCACCAAGUCUGCGGCCAGCUGAAUACAGAACAUCUUGCAAACACAUACAGUGCUGUGUUUGGGACUUGACUGACAACCUUAAAUUGCAAAGACUGUACCUAAUUUAAUCAUUAGAAUUGAAAAUAAAGCUCUAGCAGUAUCAUAAAAUCCCUACUUACAGUCUCAAGUGUGUGAUUUAGAGCCUGACUGAUAAUUGGGAUUUAAUAGGCAACAUGAAAUAUCACU